AAAAUGUGAUAUUAAAGUGUACUAGCAAUGAAAAUGUAUGUAUGUAUAUACAUAUAUGUUCUCGUUUAACAUAAUGACAUUUCAGCAAAAUGUUAAUUACGCUGUAUUAAUUAAUUAAAUUAUAAUUAUGUUAUAUUUUGUAUAAUGUUGAUUCGUUUCAUUAAGUUGUUUAAUAUUGUGACAUUAAGUACACAUAAACCGGCACAGUAUAUUUUUUUUGCAAGACUCAACAGUUCUUUGAAGGUUAUGAAAAUCCUUAAUGUGGCGGAAAAAAAUGAUGCUGCCAAAAACAUUGCGAGCCAUUUAUCUCGUGGCACUAAUAAGCGGAGAGAAGGAUUGUCUCCGUACAAUAAGAUUUAUGAAUUCAAGUCCUAUUUAUGGAAUCAAAAUUGCGAUAUGAUUAUGACCUCUGUGUCUGGUCAUUUAUUAAACAAUGAAUUUGUAGGAGCAUAUCGUAAAUGGCAAGCUUGUCAUCCAUUAAGUUUAUUCGAUGCACCUGUAGUAAAACAAUGUUCAGAAGAAAGCUAUAUUAAGAUUAAACAAACUUUAGAAAGAGAAGUAAAAAAAUGUGGUGCAUUAAUUAUUUGGACAGAUUGUGAUCGUGAAGGAGAAAAUAUUGGAUUUGAAAUUAUUCAAGUCUGCUUAGCAGUUAAACCCAACAUUCGUGUAUAUAGGGCAAAAUUUUCAGAAAUUACACAGGCAUCUGUAGAUAGAGCUCUUCAAAAUCUGUGUGAACCAGACAAAGCAGUUAGUGAUGCUGUUGAUGUACGAAGUGAACUAGAUUUAAGGAUAGGUGCUGCAUUUACAAGAUUUCAAACAAUGAGACUCCAAAAAGUAUUUCCCACAUCUCUUGCUGACAUGCUCAUCAGUUAUGGUAGUUGUCAAUUUCCUACACUAGGAUUUGUAGUAGAACGAUUUCUAGCUAUAGAAAGAUUUAAGCCAGAACCAUAUUGGAAAAUAAGAGUAAUGGAUGUUCGUGAUCAACUCUCUGUGGAGUUUAGGUGGAUAAGAGGAAGGUUAUUUGAAAAAUUGCCUUGUGAGGUUCUGUUAGAUACAUGCUUAGAACAGCCUGAUGCCAAAGUACAGAAAAUUACAAGCAAACCUAAGAGUAAAUGGAGGCCUCUACCUUUGGACACAGUUGAAUUGGAAAAACAAGGUUCUCGUAAACUUCAUUUAAGCGCAAAGGAAACUAUGAAAAUUGCUGAAAAAUUGUAUACUCAAGGUCUCAUCAGUUAUCCGCGCACAGAGACAAAUAUAUUUCCUAAAGAAUUAAAUCUUGUUCCUUUGGUAAAUCAGCAAGUAAAUGAUCCAGCAUGGGGUAAUUUUGCACAACAAUUAUUAACAGCUGGGUUGAAUCCUAGACAAGGAAAGAAAAGUGAUCAAGCACAUCCUCCUAUACAUCCAAUAAAAUAUGCCGAUAAUUUACAAGGUAAUGAUGCUAAAGUUUAUGAAUUUGUGGUUCGACACUUUUUGGCCUGUGUUUCAAAUAAUGCAUUAGGACAAGAAACUACAGUAGAGAUUGAUAUUGCUGGUGAGAAAUUUAUUGCUAACGGGUUACAAAUCAUUGAAAGAAAUUACUUAAAUGUAUACAUAUAUGAAAAAUGGAGCGACAAAGCAAUUCAUGUAUAUCAAGAAAGACAGGUUUUUAAACCAACUAGUAUAGAUAUGAUACAAGAGGAAACAUCACCACCACAAUUAUUAACUGAAGCAGAUUUGAUUAGUUUGAUGGAUAAAUUUGGUAUUGGUACUGAUGCCACACACGCAGAACAUAUUGAUACAAUAAAGUCACGUCAAUAUGUAGGGUUAACAGAUGGAAAGCAUUUAAUGCCUGGGAAACUUGGGAUUGGACUAGUUAUGGGUUACGAUAAUAUGGGAUUUAAAAUGUCAAAACCAAACUUAAGAGCAGAGUUAGAAAGAGAUCUUAAAUUGAUAUGCGAUCGACAAAAAGAUCCAAAAGAAGUAUUACAAACUCAAAUAAAUAAAUAUCGCGACGUGUUUAAAAUGACAUUGGAACGUGCCAAUUUAAUCGAUAAUGCUUUAGCGGAUUAUCUCAAUGAACGACCUAUUGAAACAGGAGAAAUACAAGUUAGUAAUCCACCUGAAGAAAUUCCUGUCUUCAAAUGUCCAAAGUGCAAAUCAAAUAUGGUACUUAAAGACAGAAGGCAAGGCCCAGGAAAGUAUAUUGGUUGUAUGUGCUUUCCAACAUGUAAUAAUGCAAUCUGGUUUCCUCCAACUGUUGAAUCUGUUGAAGUUUUGAAUGAAGUUUGUUCGCAUUGUCCAGGAAAUAUGCAUAAAUUGCAAUUGAAAUUAUCUAAAAAUGCUUUUCCAAUUUAUGGUACUACUUAUACAACCUGCAUAGGUGGAUGCGAUCCUUCGUUUAACGAAUUGUUAAAUAUAAAGGACGAAAGUGUUAAAAUUAUUAAUCGAAUAAACGACACCGGUUAUGACAGUAUGUUCGAUGGAUCAAGAUCAACAAUCCUUUCAAAUCCACCUCCAGUACGAAACAAUGAAACCCGUCAACCUCGAGUUAAAAAUAGGUCAAAUUUACCUAAAAAUAACACAUCUGUAGAACUCGUUCGAAAUCAGAAUAGUAAUCGUAAUAACACAAGUAGAUCAAGAAAUAAUAAUACAAAUACUAAAAAACGAAAUACUCGAACGAUUGACGAUACAUGGAUUGAUACUAAUACUUUUACUUCUUCAAACACUGAUUCAAGAUUACCCAGUAUAGAAGACAGUAAAACAUGGGGUGCUAUUGAUAAUGAUGCUGUUAUCAUGUGUAAAUGUAAUGAAAACGCAAUUCAGUUAACAGUAAGAAAAGAAGGACCGAAUCAAGGAAGACUAUUUUAUAAAUGUGCCAAACCUCAAGGCACAGGUUGCGAUUUCUUUCUUUGGGCGUCAGAUAAUGGGCAGGAAAUGCAAAACAAUAGAAAUAGAAAUCCAAAUCAUACACCAAAUGUUGCAAGUACAAGUAACUGGCCAAGCACUUCUGUUUCUACUUCUAGUACAUGGGGACGCGCUGAAACAUCUACAUCGUUGACUAAUGUGAAUUGUCACUGCAAUCAAUUAGCAAAAGAACGGACUGUUGUGAAGGAUGGUCCUAAUAAAGGGCGCUUAUUUUAUUCGUGUCCAAAACCUAUGAAUGAGUCAUGCAAGUUCUUUCAAUGGGCAGAUGAGAAUGUUUCAAAUCAUAAUGAAACAUUCAGGGGCGGAAAUAGCAAUACAUCUAGAGAAGCAGGAAACAGAAAACAUGCAAAUACACAAAGAAAGCCUCGGACUACGGGUGGUAAGAGAAAAUGCGGAAUUUGUGGGAUAGAAGGACAUACGAGAAAAAAUUGUCCAGAAAAUGUAAUGGAUUAAUGACAGGAGAAACGGAUUGUAUCCGUAAAAUUAUAAAUACUAAAGAUGGUGAUAAAAACACAAUUAAUUACUUUUGGUACUUUUGUAUGAUAAAUUAAUAUCGGUUUCAAAGUUUACUAUGUGCCUUACAUCAAUAUUAUAAUAUGUACAAGUAAAUAUAUCUGUGUUAUUUUA
Molecule: messenger RNA, 3531 nt
Organism: Hylaeus anthracinus
Lineage: Eukaryota; Metazoa; Arthropoda; Insecta; Hymenoptera; Colletidae
Gene: Top3alpha
Product: DNA topoisomerase 3-alpha
Exons: 11
Coding region: 145-3357 (1070 amino acids)
Biological process (GO): DNA topological change
Cellular component (GO): nucleus; chromosome
Molecular function (GO): DNA topoisomerase type I (single strand cut, ATP-independent) activity; DNA binding; zinc ion binding
Source: RefSeq, a predicted model, not a curated record